Messenger RNA from Pelagomonas calceolata, 1256 nucleotides. The record is from the annotation of a GenBank genome assembly. Lineage: Eukaryota; Pelagophyceae; Pelagomonadales; Pelagomonadaceae.
AAAUCAGACCUUGUGCGCGCCAACUAAGCAGUGGUGGGAAGAAUCGCUCGUCGCACGGCUUCACUCGGAUCCGAACUCGACCGCUAAGCCGUUCACGCGCUGCGCCAGCCCGCGCAAGGCGCGCCAGAGGCCAUCAAAUGAGGAUGCAAGCUACACUGCUGCUCGCCGCCGCGUUGCAGACGACGGCCCUCGUCGCGCCGCCGCCGCGACGACCACGCGCAUGCAUCCUACAAUCGUCGCCCUCGGACCGCUUCGGGAGCUUACCAAAAGCCCAGCAGUACGAAGCUUUACUACUCGCCGCGCUGAGCGGCCAGCAGCGCGAUAUUGAUAUCGCGCUGCAACUCAUCGAGGAGAUGGCCGCGACGAACGUGGGCAAGGUGCCCGCGAAGGUCGUAGGCGCGUUGGUCGACGCCGCGGUAGCCACCAAAGACGCGCGAAGGGUCGAUGCUGUCCUAACGGUAGCGAAGCGUUCGGGCGGCGCGCGGAGUUAUGGGUCUGCCGCGGGUUCGCCAAAACUGCCUCCCUCUUCUCCACAAGCGUUCCAGAGCUCUCUCCAACAAUGUCCGGAGCUGCCGACGGACGAUCGAGCCACGGAGACGGCGGCUGCUCUAGCGGCUCUCGCUUGCGUGGGUUUCCCCGCGUUGGCCGAAGUCGCGGCGUCCAUCACGGGCGGCGACGCGCCCGGGCCGGCCACCUUCACAUUGGUUGCGGACGCGGCGGCCUUCGGCGCCGACGCCUAUUUGUUGGGCGGCGAGAUCGCGAAGAAGGCGGGUGCCGGCGUCGAUCGGUUACUGGCCAGGGACGCGAGGAGGGAGGCGGAAUGUGAGGCGGCCUCUUUUGACCUGGGGUAUAGGUUAGGGUUGCCCUGCUUCGCGUUUUCGCCUACUGCUGUCGAAGCGGCCAACGCCGCUGUUGUGGAUGGGAGCGUGGACGAGAAUCGCGUUCGCGCGCUACUCGUGUGGCUCUGCGCGCCCGUCGCGUGUGAACGGAGGAAGCACCGCAAGCUCCUAGCGUCGGACCCGCGCCAGGCCGUGGCGUUUUUAACCCUCUUACGGGGCCGCGGGCAGUUCACGGACGUGAACAGCAACGAGGACAACGCGCGCUGGGCUUUGGGCGACGCGGCGCGCUUGCUCGAGUCGCGGACGCGGUCCGUCGAGGAGCUCGCGGACUUCUUCGAGUCCGGCGUGGCGACGGCGGGCGACGUCGUGGCGCGGCUCGAGCGCUGAUGUAGGUUCCUAAGAAUCGAAAUAUCGUCA